Gavialis gangeticus (Gharial) is the source of this 2600-nucleotide messenger RNA. RefSeq names its product deltex E3 ubiquitin ligase 2 (gene DTX2). Lineage: Eukaryota; Metazoa; Chordata; Crocodylia; Gavialidae. The transcript has 11 exons. Gene Ontology annotation, biological process: Notch signaling pathway; protein ubiquitination. Gene Ontology annotation, cellular component: nucleoplasm. Gene Ontology annotation, molecular function: ubiquitin protein ligase activity; zinc ion binding. Bases 170 to 2041 code for a protein of 623 amino acids. The record is from RefSeq and is a predicted model, not a curated record.
CGUACUGGGCCUCGUCGGGCUGCGCCGGGAAGUCGUUGCCCAGUCGCGCUCGCAGCAGCCCGAGGAGACGCGCCGCCACGGCCUGACAAAUGCCGUUAGAGAGGAUGGUUUGAGGGCUGUCCGGUCAACCUCCCUGGCUCUUCUCGCUUUUAGCGUAAGACCUUGAACAAUGGCAGCAGCACCGUCGGGACCCUCCGCUCCUGUGCCAGGGGGUGCCAGCCCUGGAGCCGUGGCAGUGUGGGAGUGGCAGGAUGAAUUUGGCAAGUGGAGGCCAUACCAAGGGAGCGUGUGCAGCUACAUCGAACAGUCUUUCCAGGCCUCUCAGCAGAAGGGGAAGCGCUUGGGGCCAGGGCCUGCCAACAGUAGCAUCCCCUUGGGCCAUGCAGAUGCCAUGUUGGCCCCGUACGUCAUCGAUAUCUCAAGCCUGAUGCAGUUCCGGCAGGACACGGGGACAAUGCGAGCAGUCCGUAGACACCUCUUUCCUCAGGACUCUGCUGCUGGGCAGGGGGUUAUCUGGGAGUGGCAAAACGAUGAGGGUGGCUGGUCGCCAUAUGAAAUGAAUGUCUCUGUGUUCCUGGAACAAGCCUAUUCCAGUGGCCAUCAGCAUGUGGACCUUGGGCCCCUAGGCUACAACUAUGACAUCAAUUUAAUAUCCCAAGUCCAGACCAACAAGACCACCCUCUACCGCCGAAGCAUCCAGAGGCGCUUGGACACUCCUUAUCCAGUGACUGCUGCCACAGGACCUCUUCACACGAGCAUGGCUUGCUCUUGCCAGCAGUGUUUGUUGAAUAGUGGGACUGGCCCUAUCACUACGCGGUAUCGGCACUCCAUAAACCUACCCAGCUCCUCGGCUGUACCUCAGGUUUCAAGUAGGACAACAGCAGUAAGUUCUUCCGGUCUUGGCUUCGUGCCCUAUAACAAGCCAGCCUUGUCUGGAUCAAGGUCAACCCCAAGACUGAACACACAUGGUGCAUGGGCGUUGCCUCAGCCUGCCAGCAUGGGAGGCCCCAGCACAGGAGGCCCAAGCGCAGGACAGCCCGUAUCAAAUGGUGUCAGUGUUCCAAAUCUGCCAGUUGUGAUGCCGAAGUCUAGCAAAGUGAACCAAGCUUUGGCAGGCAUCGCGGCUAUUCUGAUGUCAGCCACUGGACUUCCUGUGCAUCUAAGCUGUGUGCCGCAACCUGCCAGCACGCGUAGAGCCACUAAAAAAUACAGCUCAGUUAAGGAAGGGAGGAAGGUGGCCAAGAAAGGUGGUGUCUUAACGUCGCUUGUGCAAAUAUUUCCCUUUACAGGCUGGUGGAAGAGCCUGAUGGCGACUGUGAUGGACCCAGCUGCUGCAGCAUCAACUGAGCCUGAACUAGUGGUGAGGAAGUACUUGGAAGAGCUGCAAGAUGCCCCUCCUGAUGAGGAUUGCAUCAUCUGUAUGGAGAAGCUGGCAUCACCUUCUGGCUACAGCGAUGCAUAUGAGUGCAAGACAAUCAGACCUGAAACUGUGGGCCGACUGGCGAAAUGCCAACACACUUUCCACCUGCUCUGUGUUUUGGCCAUGUACACCAAUGGGAACAAGGAUGGGAGCUUGCAGUGCCCCUCCUGCAAAGCCAUCUAUGGAGAGAAGACUGGUACUCAGCCAAAAGGGAAGAUGGAGGUGUCAACUUUCCCUCGGUCCCUCCCUGGCCAUGAGGACUGUGGAACAAUAAAGAUUGUGUACCACAUCAGUAGGGGAAUUCAGGGUCCAGAGCACCCCAAUCCAGGGAUGCCAUAUACAGCAAGAGGCUUUCCCCGUUACUGCUACCUACCAGAUAAUGAGAAGGGCAAAAAGGUGCUUGAGCUAUUGAAGGUGGCCUGGAAGAGACGCCUGAUUUUCACAGUGGGCACAUCUAGCACAACUGGUGAGAGUAACACAGUGGUUUGGAAUGAGAUCCACCACAAGACAGAGAUGGACUCAAAUCUCAGUGGCCAUGGCUACCCUGACCCCAACUAUCUGGACAAUGUGCUGGCGGAGCUGGCAGCUCAGGGUGUCACCGAGGACUGCUUGAGACCAUGAGUUCCUCCAAUCCUGGAUUUGUACAGCGUCUGUGCAUUGCACACUCAAUGCCUACUCGAGCCUGUGAAUGGCAGCUAGUGCACUUAUUCCUGUUGCCUUAAGUUCCUGCAUCUAAUCACUUGUCACACUGAGCAAUAACACUAUAUUUGGAAGCCACAUGUUCUGUACAGUCUGUUUUCUGCAGAGAAGGCUAUUUUUGUAUAAUCAAAGGUCCUGCAAGUGUACAUUGUAGCACUGAUGCUGCAGCCAGGGCACACUUUGGAACAUGUUCAUUCGGUGGCUAAGCCUCUCCUUUCCCUGCGUGCUUCGAAAGCACUUGGGCAGGCAUGACUCUUGCCCAGGUGCUGACUUGGGGGAGGUCUUGCUGCCUUUGGAUCUGCAGCAAGUAGAAAGGGAUGGCCUUGCUUGUCCUGCCAGCAAACUGCAAUUGCGCCUCACUCAGGCACUUUAGGGUACCGCACCUUCCCCUGUUGCUGGUUUAAUACAUACUACUUUUGUGUUGUGGUCAUAAUAAAUGCUGCGUUGCCAUGGAGAAUUGCUGAUUAGCCUUGAAACAACA